This is a messenger RNA of Agrilus planipennis (emerald ash borer), 1268 nucleotides long. RefSeq lists its product as uncharacterized. The coding region runs from base 136 to 1116 and encodes 326 amino acids. The transcript has 7 exons. The record is from RefSeq and is a predicted model, not a curated record. Gene Ontology annotation, molecular function: 8-oxo-dGDP phosphatase activity. Lineage: Eukaryota; Metazoa; Arthropoda; Insecta; Coleoptera; Buprestidae.
ACUUAACGAGUAAUAAAGAGGGUUGAAGAAACUUAUCGCGACAUACGUACUCUUUGCCGCUGACAUUGAUAGAUGUCAAAAGGAGAAACAAACAGUAAAGUAUUGAUGGUGAAGUUUAAUCAGUAUUAAAUAACAAUGUCUCAGUUAUUAAAAUUGGCCGAAAAGUUUAAUUGUUUCUACUUAUCUGCACAAAAUUGGAAAUAUUUUAUAGCCCCUGCACUCAAGGAUGAAUGUCGACCUUUUAUUGUGGAAGGGUACCAAGUGGGGCUAAUAAGAUCAAACGUUGUCACUCAUUUACUAAAAUAUCCCGAGGUUUUUAGAGUGACAAACGACUUUGUCGAAUUAAAUCCUGCAUUUCGUGAUUACGAGGAACGAUCUGCUAAAAUAGAUGACGUUUUGCGAAAAAUAAAAAAAGAGAACGUUUUCGAAGUUUUGAAUGGAUGGAGAGAGGAGUGUUAUGAAGUAAAAGUGGAAUUUGCUGGAGAAAAAGUUAUGAAAAUGGAAAGAGCUGCGACUUCCCUAUUUGGCAUCAAAAAAUAUGGGGUUUCUAUCAAUGGAUAUGUUCGAGAUCCUAAUCGUGGAUUGUGUAUAUGGUUACAACAACGAUCUAGUACCAAACAAACAUGGCCAGAUAAAUGGGAUAAUAUGGUGUCAGGUGGAUUCUCAGUAGGCUACGGUAUCCGGGAAACUGCACAAAAGGAAGCUGGUGAAGAAGCUUCGGUACCAGACAGUAUUUUAAAAAAUAUGAUAAGCGCAGGCAGUGUAUCGUUUUUCUAUGAAUCGUCGCUUAUUGGUUUGUAUGCAAAUACGGAAUUCGUUUUCGAUUUAGAACUGCCAUUGAAUUUUGUUCCAAUCAACGCUGACGGCGAAGUUCAAAAAUUCGAACUGUUAUCGGCCAACGAAUGCAUAGAACGAAUUAUAUCACCCGAAUUUAAAAUUACCAGCGCCCCUGUGAUUCUAGACUUUUUAAUUAGAAAAGGCGUCAUCACACCAGAAAAUGAACCAAAUUAUUUAAGAUUAAUAGAAUUGUUACAUGUACCACUCCAGUCGUUCUACAAGAGGCCCUCCUCAAAACAGAACGGCACCUGCGCCAAAAUACCAGAUUAUAAUACCUAAAUAAAUUAUUCAUCAAAUUAUUACAAUCAAAUUUAAAUAAUAAUAAUGAUGAUGAUAAUUUGUUGCUUUUUACAAAUACACACACAGACACACACACACAUACACAUAAAGAGAAAAGAAACGAAAUGUCUUCAUGUUUGAUACGAAGUAGU